GCUGCCGCGGGCUCUGCAGUUCGGACUCAGAGCGCCACAGUCGCCGCAGUUCCCUCCACUCUGGUGGCCCCACGGUCCUGCGGGGAGUCCGGGUGGUCCUCGGGCCGCUCGGAUUUGGCGCAAGGCCAGCCCCGCCUCUCCCGCUUCGUGCGGCCUAGACGGUCGCGGCAGUGGGGACAUGGAGCCUUCUCCCGCCACCGGAGGCUCGGAGACCACCCGCCUCGUGAGUCCCAGAGACCGCAGCAGCGCCGGCGGCGGCCUGCGAUUGAAGAGACUGAGGCUCCUUGUGUUGGAUACUGCUUGCCAUAUCUCAUGGACCGAACAGGGAUGGGCUCUGAAGCCACUGUCCUCUCGCUGUCUCUUCUGGGAACACCGGAAUCAUGCACACUCGUUCUCAAUUCUGGGAAGGGGCUUUUCAUUGAAGAAAACUCAUUUGAGAGCACCAGAAUUUCUCCAGCAACAGCUUCUGCCUUCUGCUGUGUGCCCUCGUGUCUAGUCCACAUUCGUUCAUUCACCAAGGGCGCUCGUCACCCAGGAAGAGUGGCUGUCCAUUUUGCAUUCCUCGGUGCCUCUCAUAGUAUAGAAUUUUGUCUCUUCACAGAGCCCUCAGAGCCCCUCCCUGAGGAGCCCAAGCUUGAGGGGAUGGCCUUCCACCACUGCCAUAAGGACCCCACGCCACAGUCAGGCCUCUCUCCUGAGAGGCUGCAGGCCCGGAGGCAGCUGUGUGCCGCCUGUGCUGUGUGCUUCAUCUUCAUGGCUGGGGAGGUGGUUGGUGGGUAUUUGGCACACAGCUUGGCUAUUAUGACCGAUGCUGCUCACUUGCUGGCAGACGUAGGCAGCAUGAUGGGCAGCCUCUUCUCCCUUUGGCUCUCCACUCGGCCAGCCACCCGAACCAUGACCUUUGGCUGGCACCGCUCAGAGACUCUGGGGGCUUUGGCCUCUGUGGUCUCCCUCUGGAUGGUCACUGGCAUCCUGCUGUACCUGGCCUUCAUCCGCCUGCUGCAUAGUGACUACCACAUCGAGGGGGGUGCCAUGCUGCUAACCGCCAGCAUUGCUGUCUGUGCCAACAUGCUAAUGGCCUUUGUGCUACACCAGGCUGGGCCCCCCCACAGCCAUGGAUCUAGGGGCACAGAAUAUGCACCGCUGGAGGAAGGGCAAGGAUACCCGCUGCCCCUGGGAAACACCAGUGUCCGGGCUGCCUUUGUGCAUGUGCUGGGAGAUCUCCUCCAGAGCCUGGGGGUCCUGGCUGCCUCCAUUCUCAUCUACUUCAAGCCUCAGUACAAGGCGGCUGACCCCAUCAGCACGUUCCUCUUCUCUAUCUGUGCCCUUGGAUCCACAGCCCCUACUCUUCGAGAUGUUCUGCGCAUCCUCAUGGAAGGUGCCCCUCGCAGUGUGGGUUUUGAACCUGUAAGGGACACACUGCUGUCAGUGCCGGGAGUCCGAGCAACACAUGAGCUCCACCUGUGGGCCCUGACGCUGACUUACCAUGUCGCCUCUGCACACCUGGCUAUUGACUCCACGGCUGACCCUGAAGCUGUCCUGGCUGAGGCCUCGUCGCGGCUCUAUUCCCGGUUUGGGUUCUCCAGCUGCACCCUGCAGGUGGAGCGGUACCAGCCUGAGAUGGCCCAGUGUCUGCGCUGCCGGGAGCCCCCCCAAGCCUGAGCCUCAGCCCCCCCAUCCCUGGACUCUCAGCACCUGCCCCCCCCACCACAGAAGGGACCAUCCUCUCUCCAUCUUCCACCUGCCAAAUGCCCCAGUCCCUGCCCCCGGUGGUCAAGACCAAAGUGUGCAUGGGGGGAAGAGGGAGGAGGGGAGGAUCAGACUGAAUUACUGUAAGCAGUUUAGGGGUGUGGGGUGUGUGGAAGCCCCACCAUUCGUGUUCCAUGUGGCCUGGAGAGUCAUGCUUGCCCUUUCUGUGCAAUUCAUGUGUCCUUGUGGCAGGCUGGCUGGUAGCUGGGGACAUCUGCCUGUCUGUGUGCUGUUCGUGUGCCUAUGCCUGGGGAGGUCAUCAGGGGCCCCCUCCCCACGUGAUCCUUGCUUUGUCUAUGCAGGGGCCCCAAUGCCUGCACUUUGUUUGUGUGCCCUGUGGUUUUGUCUGUUGUAUGUGUGUGUUCUUUGGUGCUGUGGCCUGUGUGUCUUAUGUGGCUCUGCUGGUCUCUGUUGAGUCUGCUCUACCUGUGUGUAGAGAUUUGUCUGUCCAUCCCUCUGUUGGUGCUGUGUCCUCAGCUUUCCCCUCGGGAGAGGGAGGACUCUGAUGCAGCCCCACCAAUAAACUCGUGUCUAACUGCA
Myodes glareolus (Bank vole) is the source of this 2289-nucleotide messenger RNA. NCBI's taxonomy places the organism in Eukaryota, Metazoa, Chordata, Mammalia, Rodentia, Cricetidae. The record is from RefSeq and is a predicted model, not a curated record.